Messenger RNA from Mesorhabditis belari, 3600 nucleotides. The record is from the annotation of a GenBank genome assembly. NCBI's taxonomy places the organism in Eukaryota, Metazoa, Nematoda, Chromadorea, Rhabditida, Rhabditidae.
AUGCCUGGAUACGACGUGCUUGCUUACAACAAAUUCACCAACAAUGAGGGCGAGAACUGUGUCGAGCUGUUUGACCGGGAGAAGCGCUUCGAUAUUUGUUGUAUUCUUGAGCAGCCGAUGGCUGUGAAUCCUGGUGAAUGGUACUCGCUGGCUGUUGAACCGGAUGCUGAUGGAAUUGUGCGAGUUUUUAUGGAUGAUCUUCGCCAACUAGACCCAUCCGAACAUCAUCUACCAUACGCUUACCUGGAUCAAGAGGAAAACCAAGUGAACGUUCAAGUCAAUAUGAUGUUCAGCCCGGAUAACAGACACGAAAGCCACAAUCGCUGUGUCGCCUACUCACUCGAGUUCGGCCGAAUCUACUCCAACGACGAUUUCAACACGAUUCCAGAGGGUUUUAUUCACAAGCUAAAUGUGAUUCGAGCUACACCUACAAUUAAAAAGAAAUUCGACGUGAAAUGGAUGAUAAAUGAGAAAUCUCCGCAAAUCAAAGAGGCAAAUCAACAAUUUCAAGAGGAAUACUGUGAACGCUUUAUGAAAGAAAUGGAAGAAUCCGCGAAUAGACAUCCACCCGGUUUUAUGAAUAACAUGAAUGAACGAGGGAAUUUUAGGGAAGAAAGACCUAGGAGAAGAUUAAAAGCAAAUAGAGAAAAUCGUCGACGAAAUCGAGAACAAGAAGAGAAAGAUCCAACACUGCCAUCUUAUUCAUUCAGCAAUGCUAGGACUGGUUUUUCUUCUUCGAAUGCUUUCAACGAAUCAUCAUUCAAUCGUCAAGGAAACUUCGGCAAAAACAAUGUUCCGAAAAAUUGGUAUGGCGCUGCAUCACAAGGAAAGAGUCUGCCACGAAUUGCGUCGAGGGAGGGAGUUCAAGCUUUGAUCGAUUGGACUUCAUUAAAACAUGAAGAGAUCGUUGCGAAGCUUCGUGAAAAUCUGGCGCUUAUCGUUACGGAACAAUACAGUGAGGGUUCUGCCAAAUACGCGUACGCUUUCCAUCGACUUCCCCGUUUCGCUCUCCUUACCACUUUUUACGAAGAAGCUCUUGACGUUUUGUGUCCAACUAGUAUCAACGUAGGAGAUUGGUUUCAAGGAUUGUGCAGUCACGCAAAGAAGUCGAACAGGCGCAAUCAGAAGACGAACGGGAUUCUAGUGGAUAAAGUGAUUAGGAAGAUUCCACACCCAUUUCCAACUUCAGUCGAGAACGGAAAGGUCCGCUGCAUCAUUGCACUCGAGGUUCCCAGUGAAUACAAUCCCCAAGUGACAGACUGGAUGACAGUGGAUAGGCGGCUGAAAGAUUUUGUCGCUGUUGAACAUAAUAUGCUUGGACACGUCGGCAUGCCGUACAAUGAUUUCAUGAAUUGGAGAAAUAAGAGAGUUCGGUGCAUUGUCGAAGCAUUGUCCUUUUCUGACUUGCCGCUACAGAUAGCAAAGCAAACGAUCACCGGUUUCCAAGUGAUCGAAAUCGAGAAACAAAUGGCAAGCGGGGAGGUGAUUGAGAAUCAAAUUGACACGCCAAGUGGUCAGCUUCCACGCCCAACUUCAGUCGUCGACGGAAUGGUUUCUUGUGGCUUGCCAAGCUUGUCGUUUCCGAUCAACCACGAAGCAUCGAGAAGCGGACCGAAUUCAAGCGAUGAGGAAGAGGAAGAGGAAUUGGACGAUGAAGAUGAUGAAGAGGAUGAUAAUCUUUAUGGAGAAGGAGUUUCAGGAAGUGGACGUGUGAGACAAGAAGGAAAUGAUGCCUCUGAAUCCCCACCAUCGUAUAAUGAGCAGAUAUCGAACAACGAGGCUGCCAAUUGGAAUCCGGAAAGGCCUUCAUCACCGAUCUCUCAACACUCCGGCCGAUCACAGCACUAUGCCCCAAUGUCGUACCAGGAACUGGUUCAACUCAACAAUCCACCACGGCAAGAAUCACCCGAACCUUCGAGGUUCAGUCCACCCAGAUCUCAUUCAGACUCUCAAAUGAGUGAUUCUCAAUAUUCACAGCAACACUCACAACCAAGUGUCUACUCAUUCUCCAAACCCGAUCAAUCCAGACAAGCUCCACCACCAGGGUUCAGUCCUCCAUCUUGUCCCCAGCUCUCACAACCAAGUGCUUUCGGUCGAAGUCAAUCCUCUGUCUCUCCAUCGAUCAAUCAAGGACUCCAAAAACAUCAACAACUCUUGUACCAACCAGAUCCUGGCUGCGAAUCUUUGCAAACAGAGGGAGUCGUUAUCGGGAGAAGUGCCUCGAAUCUGAUGUUUAUUUACGCAAAUGAUGUUGGAGUGACGCUUGUUUCAAAUGAAGUACAAUGGUUGACAAAUGUUGGACAUUGGUAUAGUUUCAAAGCGCAAAAAUUGUUGAUCCCGUUGCCUGGAUGUGAAUAUGUUACUGUUGACAAGCUAGCGAAUAGUGAUGAUCUAAUGCCGACUCGAAGUCUGGAAAUGAUCGUUGAGUUGCAAACAUGUAUCACGAUUGACCAUCGAGCUCAACCAAGAAGUGAUGGUUUUUUCGUUGCAGAGUCAGGGGAUGUUGGAGCUGUUUUGAUUAAUGAGACGGUGACAGAAUUCGAGGAUGGAGGAUCUUUAACAUUGCAAGAGAUCAAAAGGUUCGAUCGACUGGAAGUAGUGAUUCGGCCAUGGUUGAAGCGACCCGGGAAACUCGAGUGGAUCUGCAGCUUGAUCAGACCGACAUUCGUGAUUCCUGAGACCGAGAUUCGACCCUUGAUUAAACUUGACUUGAUUGAUCGCUUCCCAACGGAUAACAAUCAGCAAUUCAACAUGCUUCUCAACGAUUUGAAUGAAUUCUGUGCCGACUUUGGAAAAUCUCAACUACAUCAACCAACACCACAACCUCAGUAUCAACAAGCGUCAACACCUCAAACGGGCUACCCGGCAUCGAGUCGAUCUACUCCAUACUCGAACUAUUCGGGAACCAGACCAACGUCAACAGCUACCGUACCAAGGAUUGUUCAUGACGCAUCUGAUUUGCUCGCACGCCUCUGGAACAUCGAGGGAAUUCGUCUCGAAGCCGAGAGUCGAAACCACAAUUUGUAUGAAGAAAUAAAAGACUAUAUCAGGCAUACACAAAACCCUUCAACCUAUUCGAGUCGCCCAUCGACAACAUUUCGAGAUGAACCUCCAGCAAGCCGUCCAUCUGCAACAUAUAGAAAUGAACCUCCAUCAAUAAAUCAUUACACGGCUUCGUCUUCCCAGAUGUCUUUCAAUGAUCCUUCCUCUUCGAAUUACAACAACAGCUCAACUUCUGACUACUACUUCUCGACGAACGGCGCCUAUGAUCGUUCUUCGUUCAACUAUUCCUCGAACACCAAUUACACCAAUCCUCAACGUGGUGGACAGACUUCUUCUUAUGAUCGCUCGAAUUACUCAAAUGAUACACACAACGCUCCAUCGAAUUAUAAUGCUCAACCGAAAAACUAUUCAAAUGACUUCAACAACGCCGCACCAUCGAAUUCCUAUGCUCCUGCAAGCUUUAAUGAUAGACAAAGAUCGAAUCGUCGAGAUGUUUAUGGAACAGAUAAGUAUGACAGCAAUGGAUCCUCCAAUCAAAAUGAUCGUCGCGGUCGUGGACGUGGAUUUGAUGGAAAUAAGACGAAUCGAAAAGAGAAA